AUGAAAAAUGGCUUCCCAAAGGGAUCCAACGGUUUUGCAAGCCACGGGAAAGAGUACAGCGGUGAGCUGCAAGAAGAACUUGAAGAGACACCUUUGUCUAUUGCUGUGAUCACCUACUUGUCCUAUUUCUUCUUGAUAAUCUUUGGCUACAUGCGUGACUUUAUGCGUAAGUACCGUUUAGAGAAGUCCAAGUCUGUUAAGGAAACAGGAAAUGAGAUCGGAAAUCUCGAAAAUUUUGGUCAAAUGGAAAGCGCUCCAUUGGUCAUGCCAUGGUUAUGCAAGAUUAAGAGAGGCUCUUCGUUUAUGACCUCUGGACUUUUAACCGUAACGCAUGCUCAGUGGGUUUAAUUUUGGUGGUGUGACCAGGCGUGAUCUUGGGCACGUGCUUGUGCAAAACGGCUGCAUGGCGGAUGAAGACAAUGGGGUUACGACCCUUAAAGAAAUUGGAUAAGCUUUAUUUAGUGAUAAGCGAUAUAUUUUUUUGUAACUUUUAUGUUUUGAUGUGUGUCACAAACAUAUUUGCGAGCGUUUAAGCGCUAAGAGUAUAUUUUUUAAAUUUAGUUUUUAAUGAAAAGUCCGAAAGAACAAUAGCAGACGUAAACCACGUUGACAAGCAUUUGAAAAUUUCACUUUUGAUUACGUUCAGUUACGAUCCUAACACGUGCACUGCGUAGAAAAAAAAAAUAAGGGCACGCGUUCAUAUUGCAAAUAUUUUUUCUGUCUAGACGAAUACAACAAUGGUCGACAAUGGUUUACCUUGUAUAAGUAAUUUAAUGGGGCUGAGUAAAAGCUACGUAUGAAUUAAUAUCACGCAUGUUUUCAGAAAUUCCAGAAGUUGAUACAACUUUUGAAACACAAGUGAUACGAAUCCAUAGUUUUACGAGGAAAGAUGCGAUUAUUUCUUAUGAUGUAAAGGGCAAAACUCCUGUACGUUGUUAUACAAUUUUAUGGGAAGCCAUCAUUGAGUUUAGUUUUCAGGUAGAGUCAGUGAACUGUAAAACGUACCAAUUAAUAGAAUGAAAUUUUAUUUUUUGAACAACCACGUCAAAGUAAUGAAACCAGCCCUUCUUUUUGCUAUCAAUGAAAUUAAAAUACUUAUAUCAAAUGACCACUGCAAGCAAAUUGGCAAAUAUAAGGGAAAAAAGUUUUUUUCUACCCACUAUGGUCACCAAAAAGAUUACAGCUAGGGACGUAUUCAAAAAGGAGGCUUCUUUGUUUAUCGUGAGUUGAUUAAUCCGUUAUAGUUUUCACUGAUUUCAGGGUUUUGUGCCGCUUUAUUCCGAUUUUGAGAGUUUCUACACACGGAAUCUUUACACUCGUGUGAGGGACUGUUUUAACAGACCCAUUUGUAGUG
Molecule: messenger RNA, 1354 nt
Organism: Stylophora pistillata
Lineage: Eukaryota; Metazoa; Cnidaria; Anthozoa; Scleractinia; Pocilloporidae
Product: serine palmitoyltransferase 2-like
Biological process (GO): ceramide biosynthetic process; sphingosine biosynthetic process
Cellular component (GO): serine palmitoyltransferase complex
Molecular function (GO): serine C-palmitoyltransferase activity; pyridoxal phosphate binding
Source: RefSeq, a predicted model, not a curated record